AUCGCUUAUGCAUUAAUAAUAAAUAUGAAUUAAUCAUAAAUUAUUCCAGGUUACACAGGCUGUAUAGCUUCACCUCAAUGUUACGUAUUUCCAUGCACUCAUUGACGUCAUAGGAGCACUUUGUAACACCCUCCCCCAAUUACCUUUACACAGCAAUAACUUUCUUUCAACCUCACUUAAUAUCAUGAAACUCCAAGUCACUUACCUAAUUGCAUAUUGUACUUAAUCUUUACAAUUAUCUACCUAAUACCAACGCCCCUUCAACAUGCCGAUCGAUUACCAAGGCACGAAAAUCCCAACGUGCUAUGCAACAUGCAGCAUCGGGUACAAAGACUCACACACCCUACCCCUCAAACUCAAGGCCAUAGCAGACGCCGGCUUCGACGCCAUAGAGCUGUCGAUGCCGGACAUACUAUCCUACGGAGAAAUGCUCCACGGCAAAAAACCAGACCCCAAGGACUACGACGCCUUAGUAGAGAUCGGCAAGCAAAUACGACUCCAAGCCGCAGAGCAUAACCUCAAGAUCCUCAUGCUCCAGCCCUUUUCCAAUUUCGAGGGCUGGCCUAAAGGGAGUAGCGAGAGAAAAGACGCGUUCGACCGCGCGCAGGGCUGGAUCCGUGUCAUGCAGGCCGUCGGCACCGAUAUGCUGCAAGUCGGGUCGUCGGACGCUCCCGGGAUCUCGGAUUCAUUCGAGGUCUUAGCGGGCGAUUUGGCGGAACUGGCUGAUCUGUGCGCGGAGAAGGGAAUGCGCAUCGCGUAUGAGAAUUGGUGCUGGGCUACGCGGGCGCCAGGAUGGAGGGACGUGUGGCGGAUCGUGGAGAUGGUCGGGCGGGAUAAUGUCGGGCUGUGUCUUGAUACUUUCCAGAGCUGUGGUGGAGAGUGGGCGGAUCCGACGACGCGGUCGGGGCUUGUUGAGGAUGUUGGACUGCGGGAGUUGGAGAGGAGGUGGGGUGAGAGCUUGGGGGAGUUGAGGAGGACGGUUCCGCCGGAGAAGAUAUUUCUCCUGCAGAUUUCGGAUGCGUAUAAGAUGGUUCCUCCUAUCGAUGCUACGGUUGGUGAGGAGGGCCUGCGGCCGAGAGGGCGGUGGAGCCAUGAUUACCGACCGCUGCCUUGUGAUGGGGGGUACCUCCCUGUGAAUGACUUCCUGCAGGCUGUUCUUGGGACGGGGUUCAGGGGAUGGUUGUCGAUUGAGGUUUUUGAUAGUAAGGCACCUGGGAAAUAUUCCGACAUGGUUGAUUUUACCAAGACGGCUAUGCUAUCAUUGGAGAAGCUGCUGGCAGAAUAGAAUUGGACUUGGGACAUAUUUCUCGUUGUGAUGGACGGGAUAGAUAUUCGUACCAACGACAAUCCCUUGAGGAAUUAUGUGUGUACCAACGAUGAAAGGUUGGUCGCCGCUACCAGGACGGAGUUAUCUCCAAAGAAUCUCUGAUGCGGAGGGGGACAUUCGCAAAGCUUCCUCAACUAUCGCCUAUAGUUUGUCCUUCGCCGAGAAGUAGCCCGAGACCUGUGUCGCGAGGAUAUCCCGGGUUGGGCAGCGCAAUUAUCGCAACGGAAGCAGGGAUUCGUUCCGUUAAAUCUGUCGUAGAUAGUUGGCUGAGAAGGUUGGAGGUGGGAUAGUGGUCGACUACGGUGAAUGUUUCUCGCUUGUCUAUUUAGAUUAACAUCUUGCGAAACAGCUGACUACCCGCGGACCUCGCUCCUCGAUGUUGGUGAAUGUUGGAGCGACAAAGUAUAAGCAGCUAAUAUCGUAAGAAAAAUAUGAUAGGUCAAAGAUUCUUAGUGAUAGAUGUCUCGGAGUUUGCGCUGAUGGUGAAAGCGGUAUUACCUCUGGGCUGCCUACCUAGGUACAGAAGGCUUACCUCUGAACAAAGUACCUAGUGGCAGGCUAGCUGGCUAGGUGCCUCCUACAUAAUAGGAAAAACUGCG
Annulohypoxylon maeteangense is the source of this 1926-nucleotide messenger RNA. Its product is annotated as xylose isomerase-like protein. NCBI's taxonomy places the organism in Eukaryota, Fungi, Ascomycota, Sordariomycetes, Xylariales, Hypoxylaceae. The transcript has a single exon. Bases 266 to 1285 code for a protein of 339 amino acids. The record is from RefSeq and is a predicted model, not a curated record.